AUGUUAAUUCACAAUGAUGCUGUGAGUCGAGGCAAAAAAUUCGAUCAGACCUCUACUAGUGGAGAAGGUGAGUCUGUUUUUGGAAAAUUAUUUCCUUGUGGUUUUGCACUCCGAUUGGAUUCCCAUCACCCGAUUCUGUUCCUGACCUCUUCAUUGGACCUUCAUAUCGUUCAGCUUCUCUUCUUUGAACCUGCGGAGGACCCGGCAGUGACCGUCCAAUUCUACAGGCUAUUCAAAGAGGUGUCUGGUGAUGACGAGGUUGAAAAACCCGCGAAGAUAACCAGCCAAUCAACUGGAGACUCACGUGACCACGGAUUCGCUGUGCUACCAAAAGUAAGGGAGUCAGCAGCAAGUCUGAGGUACUCAGGCCCAGAAUUCGACGAGAUCUGCGACCACAUUGUUGAAGAACGCACGAGAGGCGUCUACAGGGGAUCUGGCAAGGGCGGGUUCUUGACUGAGGAGGAAGCCGAUAUCUACCGUGCCAACAUGGCCGAACAACGCAGGCUAGCGAGAGAACGACUUGCCGAGCAAGAACGGCAACGGGCAGAAGAGGAGAGAGAUGGCAUUAAGCGUGGCGAGGUGGAGCGCCAGGUGGCAACUCAAGCGGCUCGUUAA
This is a messenger RNA of Mesocestoides corti, 615 nucleotides long. Lineage: Eukaryota; Metazoa; Platyhelminthes; Cestoda; Cyclophyllidea; Mesocestoididae. The record is from the annotation of a GenBank genome assembly.